AUGGAGAACCAAAACCAAGAACUCAGCCAUGACGACAUAUGGGAUGACUCCAUGCUCGUGGAUUCAUGGAAUGAGGCGUUGGCGGAGUACAAGAAAUACCACAGCAUACACGUCACGGGCCUCCGACCAGAGGAGGAAAUAGAAGGGGGAGAAGAGGAAGAAGAGAUCCGAACAGAGACUCGUGCGCCGACGGAAGCGACACAUGCGCAGGCUGAGAUAGGCGCCGCAAAACCAACUACCAUCGAGAGUGAAACGGGGAAUGAUCGCUCAGAUGCAGUUGUUUCGGAGCAACAUGCCCGCGUUGCUGAGGAAGUAUCAUCACAACCGGCGAUUUCUGCUCCGCCAGGUCUGCUGGGCUCAGGAUACUACACAGGACUAUACGAAGGCCAGCAGAAGAGGAAAGAAUCCACGGGAUGA
Molecule: messenger RNA, 417 nt
Organism: Scedosporium apiospermum
Lineage: Eukaryota; Fungi; Ascomycota; Sordariomycetes; Microascales; Microascaceae
Exons: 5
Coding region: 1-417 (138 amino acids)
Source: RefSeq, a predicted model, not a curated record